AUGGAUCAUCCAGAGCCGAUUUCUAAACGUCCUAUAGAAAUCCCACAAUGUCGUAAAGGUUUCAAUUUAGAUGAAGCAAAAAACUUUAUCGAUCAAAUUAUGGAAGUAUUUCGUAGUUUAGAUGAUAUGACAGAUCUACGUUCAAUGUAUGAAACUGGUAAACAACUAAGUCGAUCAUAUUUUGAUUGUCAUACGUAUCGUUUGGAAUUAGCUCAGUAUUUAACUAAUUGUGAUUAUCCUGCCUUUGCGUCGAAAAUGAUGAAAAAAUUGAAUAAUAUGGGUGUGUUCAAGAAUGAUGAUAUUUGGUUCUCUUCAUUUUAUUUCUAUAAUACAACAUGGAAUUUUUCUGAUAUUUGGCCGGAAUUUGCCACUGCUUUAGCAAUUGCUGGUCUACCAAAUCUACUUAAUUUAAAUAUUGGACAUCAACCAUAUUUAGAGAAUUUAAGUAGUAAAAAUGUAUAUUAUUUAAUUAAAGCUAGUUUAUCUAUCAUACAUAAUAUAGCUCGUGUUCCAGGUAAUACACAUUAUUUUGCAUCUGAAUCAGUUCGACAAGCGCUAUUACAUUUAGCUCAACGUGAAGAAGAAUUUCUACGCUGUGUUUCCACACUUUGUUUAGCACACAUUAUAACUGAGUCAGAAAUUCAUUUAAUUACUGACAUAUCAAAUGGUGGUAUUGAUUUGUUAAGAAUUUUAUUUGGCUAUGUCACAUCAGCUCGUGUUUCUGAGAAACGAAGAUGUCAUGGAUUCCAAGUGCUUGAAUUGUUAUCCUCUGUUGCCGCUUUAUCUGUUCUUGAUCCCGUUAAGGCGAAUUUAUUGUCAUCACCUGUUAAUGUGAAUUUGAUUGCUGGUACAAAUAAUAAUCAAAACACAGAGCAUAGUAUGACAUGUCUAAGUUUACUGAAAGAAUUAAUUGAAACUGCAUUACUUCCUAAUUCCAGUCCUGUUUCUGUUAGAGAAGCAGAAGAAGCAGUUCGUAUCUUAUGGAAUACAGUUUUUGAUUCAUCCAUUUGCACAGGAGUUUUACAGAUACAAUUAACAAGUUGGUUAAGUGACACUAUGGCAAAUCAUGCAGUUGCUUUACAAACUUAUAAAUCUCUUUCACGUGCAAUCGAAUCUAUUAAUUGGCAAUUGAAUACUUGUAUUUCGAAAAAUUCUAAAAAUGAACCUACAGAGUGUGGUCCUGUAUUAUUAUGUUUCUCACCAUCUAACCGUAUUGCUGUUAACCGAGUGGCUGAUCGUUUAAGAGAUGCUGGUAUUAUGCUUAAUAGUAUUCCUUUUGGUCCUGAAGUAAUACCAUCAGUAGAUGCUUCAGCAACUGGACUUACUAUGUGUGCGGCUAAUGCUACAAAUCAUGCUCAGUGGGUUGAAUCUAUUGAACAAGCCUCAGUUAUGAUCGCAUUUUUAAGUGAUUCAUUUCGCUUAAGUCCUGGUUGUCGAUGGGAAGUGGAACAUUUUUCUAGUUUUGAUACAAGCGUAUACUCAAAACCUAUUAUUCCUGUUAUACUGCAACCAAAAUUUAAGUUGACUGGUUGGCUGAAUCGUCUCAUUUCUCAACAUCCUAUUGAUUUCAAUGGUAAACGUGAUCCAGAAGCAAGCUAUGAUGCUUUAAUUAGCCAAGUAAAAGAAUUUUAUGGAGAGGCAAAGAAGCUGCGGAGGCUGCUGCAGCACAACAUCAGUUAUCCAUUGAUGCCAAAAAACACUUAA
Schistosoma mattheei is the source of this 1704-nucleotide messenger RNA. NCBI's taxonomy places the organism in Eukaryota, Metazoa, Platyhelminthes, Trematoda, Strigeidida, Schistosomatidae. The record is from the annotation of a GenBank genome assembly.